Messenger RNA from Oryza brachyantha (malo sina), 3618 nucleotides. RefSeq names its product pentatricopeptide repeat-containing protein At2g35030, mitochondrial. Lineage: Eukaryota; Viridiplantae; Streptophyta; Magnoliopsida; Poales; Poaceae. The record is from RefSeq and is a predicted model, not a curated record. Gene Ontology annotation, biological process: RNA modification. Gene Ontology annotation, molecular function: protein binding; RNA binding. Bases 433 to 2286 code for a protein of 617 amino acids. The transcript has 7 exons.
UUCAUGUCAUCGGAGUCGUCGUGCCAAUCGGGGCGAUGCAGCCGUCCGAUGGAUGAACGGUCAAGAUCACCUUCGCACCAAUGAAGUCGCCGCCGGUGGAGGGUAAACCCUAACCCUAGCCGUUCUCCCCUAUCCCCUUUCUCUUCUACUCUCUCUUUCUCCUCCGGCGUGCCGGCGGCGGUAGGGAGCGGAGGCGAGCGGCGCGCUCGCGUGGACGGCGCGGACCGAGCGGAAGUGGAUGCAGCGGCGGCCAGCGCCGCCAGCGUCGAGAGGAAGCGGCGGCGAGGGAGGCCUGCCGGCGGCAGUGGCGGAGAGGAGACGUCGACGCGGUGGCCCCUAGCCCGCGGCGGCGGUGGCCGGCGGCGACGGCGAGGGCGGUGCGCCGAUUGCGCCGAUGCGGAAGCGGCUGCCCGGUGAGUUCGCACAGCGACGAUGAGGCUGUGCGGCAUACACCGGCCACUACUUCAAAUCUACGGCAUCAACACCAAUGCCAAGGUCUAUACAGCAAUUGCCACCGCCACCACCGGGGCCAACAAUUUGCAGGAUCCCAACUGCUGCAUCGCGGAGCUGGCUGCCGCCGGGCGCAUUUUGGAUGCACGCAGGCUGUUCGAUGGAACACCCGACCGGGACGUGGUGUCCUGGACGGCGAUGGUCGCGGCGUACGUGCGCCAGGGCAUGCUCAGGGAGGCGCGAGCGCUAUUCGACCGCCCCGAUGCACGCCGGAACGUCGUCACCUGGACUGCUCUGAUGUCUGGCUAUGCACGUGCGCACUGUGUUGAUGAGGCUGAGGCACUCUUCGAGCGCAUGCCAGAGAGGAACAUCGUCUCUUGGAACACGAUGCUUGAGGCGUAUACCACAGUUGGCCGCGUGCAGGAUGCGUAUGCACUUUUCAAUAGCAUGCCAGUGAGGGAUUGUGGCUCCUGGAACAUUCUUUUGGCUGCACUUGUGCGAUCAGGGAACCUGGAGAAGGCAUGUCAGGUGUUUGAGAGAAUGCCAGCAAGGGAUGUCAUGUCAUGGACAACAAUGGUUUCUGGUCUUGCACGGAAUGGAAGCGUUGAUGAGGCUCGGGUGUUGUUUGAUGCCAUGCCUAAGAGGAAUGUUGUUUCUUGGAAUGCCAUGAUCUCUGGGUAUGCUCGGAACCACAGGAUUGAGGAAGCGCUUGACUUGUUCACGAAGAUGCCUGUUAGGGAUGUUGCUUCUUGGAACAUUAUGAUCACUGGCUUUAUCCAGAACAAAGAUUUGAAGAGUGCACGGGAACUUUUUGAUGAGAUGCCUAAAAGGAAUGUGAUCACUUGGACAACCAUGAUGAAUGGUUACUUGCAAUGCAUGCAGAGUGAAAUGGCACUAAAACUAUUUAACUGUAUGCUUGUUGAAGGAAUCCGACCAAAUCAAGUGACAUUUCUAGGUUCUCUUGAUGCAUGCAGCAACCUUGCUGCACUCUGUGAAGGGCAGCAAAUCCAUCAGAUGAUAUACAAGACAUCAUUUCAGUUUGAUACUUUUGUGGAAUCCACUCUAAUGAACUUAUAUGCCAAGUGUGGUGAAAUUACGCUUGCAAGAAAUGUGUUUGAUUUCGCAACGGAAAAGGACUUAAUCUCAUGGAAUGGGAUAAUCGCAGCAUAUGCACAUCAUGGCUUUGGCAUAGAAGCUAUGCAUUUGUACAAAAAGAUGCAAGAAAAUGGUUAUAAACCCAAUGAUGUUACCUAUGUGGGAUUGCUUUCAGCGUGUAGCCACUCUGGUUUAGUUGAUAAAGGGCUUAAGAUCUUUGAAUCGAUGGUAAAGGAUAGCUCCAUUGUAGUGCGUGAUGAACAUUACACUUGCUUGAUUGAUCUUUGUAGCCGAGGUGGACGGCUUGAUGAUGCUAGAAGACUAAUUAGCUGGUUUAAGAUCAAACCUACAUCAAGUAGUGUUUGGCGUGCCCUUCUAGGUGGAUGUAAUGCACAUGGAAAUGAGAGUAUGGGUAAUUUAGCAGCUAAAAAUCUCUUAGAAGCAGAACCGGAUAAUGCUGGAACUUAUGCUCUCUUGUUUAACAUUUAUGCUUCUGCUGGUAAAUGGAAAGAAGCAGCAGAAAUUAGGUCAGAGAUGAAUGUUCGAGGACUAAAGAAACAGCCAGGGUGUAGUUGGAUCGAGGUGACAAAUAAGAUUCAUGUAUUUGUUUCCCGUGAUAAAUCCCACGGUGAAUAUGUCUUGAUAAAUGACUUGCUGCAAGAUAUUCAUCACAUUAUGAGAGUGUCUGGUACUGUUCCCAGAGAACAUAUGCUUAUUGAUGAGGAGCUAGUAGGGAUUUAAAUAAUGAGGCAUGUCUAAUUGAUAUUCCAGUACAAGAAUUAGCGUAGACUGUAGAGGAGUUUGGACAGAUGGGGACAGUGGUACCUUGACACCUUUACUAGCACAGCCCAAUCCUUUAUUUGCAUUCCUUGUUGGAUAUGGACAUGGGCUAUUCUAUUCAUCGAGUGACAUUCAAGAUCUUUGCAGAAGACAAUCUUUACUCACCAAUUCUUGGAUUCUACUUCGCUAAUUCACAUAUAGUUGCUUUGUGCUGUCUGAUGGCACCUGCUUUCUCAAACCUAUCCCAACUAUUUGUCCUAUUUCUGGGCUAACAGCAACAUCACACGAGAAACCCUUCGUACCAAGAAGGGAACUGUGGAUGAGUGGGUGAGGUGCAAUGACGAUGGACUACUACCUUAUUCUUCGGACCUUGGGAGCAUUAUUAAGUACCAUCAUAAUCUUACAUCUAGAGGCUAUCGAGUCUUGGUAUACAGUGGCGACCACGAUUCCAUCGUUCCUUUUCCCGGCACACAGGCCUGGGUGAGAUCACUCAACUAUCCAAUUGUGGAUGACUGGAGAGCCUGGCAUAUGGAUGGUCAGUCCGCAGGAUUCACUGCAACAUAUGCAAAUGGCUUGACCUUCGCUACUAUAAAGGGAAAACCAGUCAAUUUGCAGAUAUCUCAGAUCUCCUUGUGAAAAACUGAAUUGCCACACUGAAUUAUGCCAUUGUUACUGGACAACCCAAAUGCAAGAAUACAUGAUUGUGCAUUAUGCAAUUGCAAAUUAACAUGUAUGUAUAAUAUGUUGCUCAACUGAACCCAUCCAGGGUGGUGGACACACUGCACCAGAGUACCAGCCAGAGAGAUGUCUUGCUAUGUUUGGGCAUUGGAUUUCAGAGAAACCACUUUGAUAUAUGAUUGUGUAUCUAAUGAAGGGUACAAUCCUCUGUCAUGUUCAUCGGGCAAUGAGUUAGCAGGGCACAAUAUGUACAUGCCAGAGAGGACCAGAACAAGUUCUGUAUGGUACUAGAGUGAAUAUGAGAGGGUUCAUAGCCAGAGAGAUGUCUUGCAAUGUUUGGGCAUUGGAUUUCAGAGAAACCACUUUGAUAUAUGAUUGUGUAUCUAAUGAAGGGUGUAAUCCUCUGUCAUGUUCAUCGGGCACUGAGUUAGCAGGGCACAUGUACAUGCCAGAGGGGACCAGAACAAGUUCUGUAUGGUACUAGAGUGAAUAUGAGGGUUCAAAAUGAACCUUAGAUCAUCUCUCUCUGUGGUAUAAAUUUGAAUCAGAUCAUGACACUGGUAUAAAUUUGAACUAUGUCUCUCUGUGGUAUAAAUUUGAAUCAUAUCAUAUGAC